CGGCGGCGGCGGCGGAGGGGAGAGAUCGGCAAGCCUCUCUCUUGAUUGACAGGGUGAAGGACCAUUGAAAAUCUUGCAGGGGAGCUCCCAGGUCUGUGUGAAGCUCCUUUUAAAAAUCCUUCCUGAUUCCUCCUCCCCCAGUAGAUGGCAGCUUUGCAGGACCCAGAGACAAUUGGGAAACCCGGAGCAGGAGGAGGCUGGAGUAAGGCGCGCGCUCCCCUUCCGCUCCCGAGUCCCUUUCUGGGCACCCCACGCUCCCGAGUGAGACCCUGACGGAGGCUCCCCCCGGGCCGACUGCAGCCGAGCCUAAGAGAGGUGAGACUUCGGCUCCCAAGGUCUUAUGUCACCAUGCAGCACUAUGGAGUGAAUGGCUAUUCUCUUCAUGCCAUGAAUUCUCUGAGUGCCAUGUAUAAUCUUCACCAGCAGGCAGCACAGCAAGCUCAGCAUGCCCCAGACUACAGGCCGUCUGUGCAUGCCCUGACGCUGGCAGAGAGACUGGCUGGCUGUACGUUUCAAGACAUCAUUUUGGAGGCCCGUUAUGGCUCCCAGCACCGCAAACAGAGGAGAAGCCGCACAGCUUUCACAGCCCAGCAGCUGGAAGCCCUGGAGAAAACUUUCCAGAAGACUCACUAUCCAGAUGUGGUGAUGAGGGAGAGGUUGGCCAUGUGUACCAAUUUGCCAGAAGCCAGAGUUCAGGUUUGGUUUAAAAACAGGCGAGCCAAGUUCCGAAAGAAGCAGCGCAGUCUGCAAAAGGAGCAGCUGCAGAAGCAGAAGGACUCUGAAGCCAACCACAGUGAGGGCAAAGCAGACACUCCCGUCCUAGAAACACAGACUCCGACUCCUGACGCAGACAAAUCCAUGAGCCUGCCCAGUGAAGUCAACGCAGAGCUCAACCUGACUCUCUCGGAGCAGUCGGCCAGCGAGUCGGCAGCUGAGGACCAGACAGACAGAGAGGAAGAAUUCAAGAUCUCGCUGGAGGAGAACAAAGCAGAAAAGAGCCCUGGAGCUGAAAACAAGGCACUGAGCAGCAAGAGAGCAAGCCCAAAAGCAGAUUCCCCCAUCAAUGCCACGGCCACGCCAUCUUCCAGUAGCAGCAUGUCUCAGACACACUCCUAUUCCUCCUCGCCCCUCAGCCUCUUCCGCCUGCAAGAGCAGUUCCGCCAGCACAUGGCCGCCACAAACAACUUGGUCCAUUACUCCUCCUUUGAAAUGGGGAGCCCUUCCACCAUGCCUUAUUUGGGCAUGAAUGUCAACAUGGCACCCCUAAGCUCCCUGCACUGCCAGUCUUAUUACCAGUCGCUCUCCCACGCCCAACAGGUGUGGUCCUCUCCUAUCCUGCAGGCUUCGUCCUCUCUUCCAAGCCUGAACAGUAAAACGACGAGUAUUGAGAACCUUCGGCUGCGAGCAAAGCAACACGCUGCCUCUCUGGGCCUGGAUACUUUACCAAACUGAGAGCCAGGCAGGGGGGUGGGAAAUGGCAAGAACCCAACCAACAGAUGACCCUAAGGAAGUGCGCCAUGCCUUUGCCACUGAAUGGGUUUGUCUUUAACACACGGCACAGCUCUUGGCUCUGUCCCACGUCAUGUUGCUCCCACCAGUCCUGGGGGAAAUGUUGACCCAAGUCUCCUAUAGCUCUGGUUUCCACGUCAGACGUUGCUACUGCCUGUUUCCAUGGCCCAUUGUAAAAAUAAUCCUAACAACCCAGAGGAAGGAAAGAUGUCUUAAAAAUGUGAACUUGUCUUCAGAACUGUGAGUCAAACUAUGUAAUAUUCAGAGAGAUGCUUUAGAUGGCGCUACGAUAAAUGUGAUUGCUUUGUUUCUUUGUGGGACUGGGGAGCUUCAUACUGUACAUAGUUUAUAUGAUAUUGAAAAUGUUCCUUCACUUGUGUGUUAACGUCAGUGUUGCCUUAUGCAGAAUUGUGAAGCACCUCCCUUCCCUUUUCUUUUACAUUUAUACUUAGAUAGUAGAUAGAAUCAACUCUAUAAUAAUAAUAAUUAUAAUAAUAAUAAUACAAAAACCAGCUGAUCCAGGUAUGGUUUAAUUGAAAGCUGUUCUGAGCCCCCAAUGCCAUGUUCUCCUCUAGUUCUUUGAAAUUGCCCCAUUUUAUUAAUAUCAGGUGAUGGUUGCAACUUUGUCCUGGUUAAAGCACUUCCAGUAGGACAGUAUCCAAUUUCUAGAUGAGUUUUUCAAAUGAAAUGAGAGACAUGAACACACUAGAAUUUUUUGGAUGAAGAGACAUUUUCUGCCUGCUGAACUGUACACACUGACUGUGCCAUUACAAGAUUUUAGUGUGCCUGCAUGUAAACAUUGAUACUAAUUUGGACAAUGGAGAGUAAUUAAAAUGUGUGAAUGUGCCAUCUUCCACUGUUUUCCUUUAUCAGUUUCACAUUGCAAAUCUUUGAUAAACAGAGUGAAGGGUUAAAGAGAGAUUUAGCAAAGUAAUUAAAAAUGAUCCCCAUGCCAAAUAAUUUCUGGCUUCAGAUGAAAAACUUGAGGAGGACUGAGAUCUUCAAAAGCAGAAAACAAAUUAAUCAAAAUGCAUUACUAAUAUCCAUGAUCUGGUUUACCUGCAGCAAAUGACCACAGUGGCAAUUCAUAUACUCCAGAGCUAAGCACUAUGAAAGGAUUUGAUGUAAAGCUCAAACCGAAAGUGAAGGGACUGAAUCCUUGCUUCCAGGCAAUGCAAGAACACAAUCCAUGGCUAAAGAAACCUGGCAAGGUCCCUCAAGCUCAACCUGUGUCAAUUACAUGGGCCAUGUGGAUACUCCUAGGGAAAACAUGGAUUGUGAGAUCCAGUCUUAUGAGUCAGUUGCCUGCAGCUGAUGCACAUGUUAACUGGAUGGAUUUAUUCCAAAACACACAUUAGGGCAAUACAUCUACUAGGCCAACCAAAAUGUGACAAAGUAGCAUGCAAAGUUAGUCUAGAUGAUAAACAAAAGGGUGGGUGGGUGCAAAACAUUGGCUGAUGUUGGAGCCCUGGGGCUGGAUUCAACCUACUGGCCCUGCCAGCAGAAGCCCAUGCAAGGACUUCUGCCCUCCCCACUGCAAGCCCCCAAAUUGGCCCCGAAGGCAUCAGGAGAACCCCUAGAGCAGCAUGCAGCGGGAGGAAAAGGCAGAUAGUUCCAUCGGGCAAGCAGAAAUGCUUAUGCUAAGGGGGCACUCUUAGUGCUAUGUUGAAUUUUUUAAUUCACACUCUUAAUGUGGAAAAAGGUAGCAGUCAUUCAUCUAAGGCUCUGCUGGGUGCUAUGGAGGUUUGGGAAGAAGAAACAUACAGUAGUUAACCCAGCAUUUUUGAAAAAUACAAAAUCCAACUGCUUAGUUACGCAGAAUAAGGUCAGGAUCUAGCUGUAGACAGGGUCAAAGUAUCUUGUUAGGGAAGGGCUGUAGCUCAGUGGUAGAGCUUUGCAUGCAUAUAGUCCCAGGCUUCAUCCAUGGCAUCUCCAGCUAAGACUGGGAAAGACCUCUGUCUGAAAUCCUGGAGAACCAAUGCCAGUCAGUGUUGACAAUCAGUAGCAGAGAGUGGUGUGGGGCACUGCCACUCACCUGCAGAUGUACCGGCAGAACCAAUCAGGCAGUGCAUUUAUACUAUACUGACUUUGCCACCACCUCUGUUGUGGUGUGGAGCAGCAAGGUGAGCAACCACAGGUCAAGUAAGUACCACCCCCACCCCACCCCACCAUCCACUAAGGCUGAUAAUACGGAACUAAAAAGACCAAUGGUCUGACUUGCACGGAGGCAGCUUCCUAUGUCCUUCAACUGAUCAACUUCCAGCCUGUUAAUUUUAGAAUUCAGCUAUCUGUUCUACAAAACCAAGAACCACAGACAGGUCCUUUCAGUAACCAUGUAUAUUUGUCUCCUGACCAUUUUUCUUUUUCUGUCAGUAUCUCUCUACACCUAAACUUAAGAGAACUAGUUAAACAGCACAUUGAUAGCUUUUAUAAACACACACACACACACACACACACACACACACC
Molecule: messenger RNA, 3975 nt
Organism: Podarcis muralis (Common wall lizard)
Lineage: Eukaryota; Metazoa; Chordata; Lepidosauria; Squamata; Lacertidae
Source: RefSeq, a predicted model, not a curated record